Molecule: messenger RNA, 1218 nt
Organism: Nicotiana tabacum (common tobacco)
Lineage: Eukaryota; Viridiplantae; Streptophyta; Magnoliopsida; Solanales; Solanaceae
Source: RefSeq, a predicted model, not a curated record
AUGGUUCGUGGACGAGCCAUAGGGUUAACAACUACACACAGUGCAGAAGGUGAGCUUGUCGCGUCUUUUUUAAUUGGUAGCGAAUUCAGCAGAACUUAUUUGCUAGUAGACACUGGCACUGAUUUGGUUUGGUGGCAAUGUGGACCAUGUGGGCAAUGCUACAAGCAAAUAUAUCAUCCUAUUUAUAAUUCUACUGCAUCAAAAACUUUCCAAAAUGUUGAUUGCACUAAAGAUAAUUCGAGUUGCAUUACUGAGGAUCCAGGUUUUGAAUGUAUUGAAGAAAUGCGUUAUUGUCGCUAUGAUGUACCAUACGAAAGUGGUAUCAGAUCAGUAGGUUUCAUGGCAUCUGAGGUGAUUACUUUUACUUUAGACCAUAAAUUACAAAGGAUUAUGUUUGGAUGUGGAAAAAAUCAAAUUGGUGGGAAAGUUAGGUUUAGUGGUGGAUAUUCUGGGAUCGUUGGCCUUGGACGUAGAGUAAACCCGAAUUAUCCAGGUGGAUAUUCUUUACCAUCACAAUUUAACGCGACGUUAUUUGCUUUUUGUCUACCAAGUUUUGAUUCAGGAGAAUCAUCUACACUCAAUUUCAAUAAAGCCCCAUGGCCAGGAGCAACAAUGGCAAAAUUAGUACCAAAUUACAAGUUACCUCAAUUGCAUUUUGUCAAUCUUUAUAAAAUCUUUAUUAAUGAUAAGGAAGUUCCAAUGAAACCGUCAUGGUGGCAAUUUGGUAAAAGGUUCAAUGGUGGAGUCGUUGAGGAUACAGGGACCACCAUUACACAUUUUCCUGAAGAUUUCUACAUCUUAUUUCGCGAUAUAUUUAGAUCUGAGGUAGAAGAUAUUCCAAUGGUUGAUAAUCCAAUCGAAGAUUUCGACACUUGCUACAAAGACAUGGAUGGUAGUGAAGUGUACUUUCCUGUUGUGAAGUUGUACUUUGGCAGCAAAAGUCCGGGUUCAAUGUUGUUGUAUAUGGUCGAAAUAGAUUUCGGCCUUCCUAUGUUCGAUCGAGUUCAAGUGAUGGAGAGGACACAUACAACUGGAUCGGAUGACCAGACACCCGCGCCCCCUACUAGAGGCGAGAGAGGUUGUGGCCAGGCAUUUCUGGAGACCCUCGCCCAGUUUCUGAGCAUGUUUGACACUCUGGCUGAGGAAGGGUUGAUCCUACUUGCUCCUGCUACAUCUCAGGCCGGGGAGGAGCACAAACUCCCACUGCCCGUACCCUAG